GAGAGCACACCAGCUGCUGUUUCCCCAUAGUCCUCGCAAUCCGCAGCAGACAGGCAGCUGCUUAGAGAAACGUUGGCCUGAGCUUCAAGUUCCUUUUCGUUCUGCGAUUCCCAUGGCGAUGCUCUGGAGCCUGGUGGCAGUGAUGGCAGCCCUGUCAGCAGGUGUGGUGGAGGUAUGGGCCAGUGUGGAGAACGAGCUUUCCCCGGAGUGCCGGGAAUUUCUCUACAUGGGUACCCCGCCGGUGGGACUGGAGGACCAUUCUCUAAAGAUGAUUUGCCAGCGAUACAACUUCAAGCCUCGAUACAUCACCCUUUACGACACCAUCGACCACGUCCCUGUUUACUCUGCCUAUACCUUCAAGCGUUCUGAUGGGGAGAAGAUGGUGGAUGCACCCUGGAUGUUCGAGCCCCAGCUGUCAACCUCAUCAGACACAGGCGAGAUGCAGCCAUUUCCCCAGGGACAAACGCACCACAACUUUGAGGAUGCCCAGGCCGUGCUUGAAGACUACGCCAAUGCUGUUAGCUAUGAGCGUGGCCACCUCAGUCCAGAUGAGCAUCAGGCUGACCCCGAUGACAAGGCAGCUACCUAUACCUUGACCAAUGUGGUACCACAGGUACGGGAGUUCAACAUUGGCCCAUGGAAGGCCCAGGAGCAUCGCAUCCGCAAACGACUCAACAACUAUUGCCGGGGCAAAGCGUAUGUGGUGACUGGCAUCACCACAUCAGGCAACAUGAUUCGGCACCACAACAUCGACCGUGUGGCCAUCCCCACAUACUUGUGGUCUGCCUACUGCUGCACAGACUUUGAUCACAAUGCGCCUUAUGAGGAGCGUUACAAGUUUCCCGCCUUUGCCCAUUAUGGCCUCAAUGACAAAGUGAACAACAAGGUUGUAGAGAUGUCUGUCAAGAAGCUGGAGGACUUUCUCAAGUCUUCCACCUUUGUGGACAAGAAUUUCCAGAUCUUUGUGGAUGACUGUGUGCCCCCAGCCUCACCCCACAGUCGUUGACUUUCUAGAUUCCCUGGUUUCUGGUGUUAUUUCCACAUGUGGAGAAAACACAUCCACUCUUCUCUCAAAGUUAUUGUGACAGUCGGUUAUUGUAGGUCCCUAUAAAUUCCACAGCCAAGUAAAAUCUCUUCAUCAAAAAGAUCAUGAGUGGCAUUGCUUUUAAAUUCAACAGUCAACAUGAGAAGUUUUAGCUUUUUAA
Messenger RNA from Scleropages formosus (Asian bonytongue), 1205 nucleotides. Its product is annotated as endonuclease domain-containing 1 protein-like. The record is from RefSeq and is a predicted model, not a curated record. Gene Ontology annotation, molecular function: hydrolase activity; metal ion binding; nucleic acid binding. The transcript has 2 exons. Lineage: Eukaryota; Metazoa; Chordata; Actinopteri; Osteoglossiformes; Osteoglossidae. Bases 113 to 1006 code for a protein of 297 amino acids.